AUGUUUCGUAUUCCGGCUCUGCACCUCAUCAAUCGUACGGUGGUGCCGAAUGGAUGGGCAGCACGGUUGAUUUCAACCGGUGCGCCUGCUUACAACUCAACCGAUGGCUACCGUCCACCAACACCGAUGAUUGACCUAGAAGACAAAUCCCUCCCAAUUCCGGAGUACAAAGAGAAGAAAAAUGAACCACUACAGCUGCAAAAGUCUCGCCUACUUUACCAAUCCCGCAAGCGUGGUAUGCUCGAGAACGGUCUGCUGCUGAGCACCUUUGCCGCCAAGUAUCUUGCCGCAAUGGAUCCCGCACAAACGAAGCUGUACGAUCGGCUCAUUAAUCUUCCCUCGAACGAUUGGGACAUUUUCUACUGGGCCACGGGCGUAAAACCGACUCCGAAAGAAUACGACAACGAGGUGAUGAACAUGCUGAAAGCGCACGUCAAAAACAACGAUCGUGAGCAACGAUUUACACAGCCAGAUCUGUACGCCAAAGCCUAAC
Molecule: messenger RNA, 493 nt
Organism: Anopheles maculipalpis
Lineage: Eukaryota; Metazoa; Arthropoda; Insecta; Diptera; Culicidae
Product: succinate dehydrogenase assembly factor 2, mitochondrial
Exons: 3
Coding region: 1-492 (163 amino acids)
Biological process (GO): tricarboxylic acid cycle; protein-FAD linkage; mitochondrial electron transport, succinate to ubiquinone
Cellular component (GO): mitochondrion
Source: RefSeq, a predicted model, not a curated record